AUGGGCAAGAGCUCCCGCUCACACAAUCAGGACAACGAGCUGCAGAGAUUAUUUUGCAGAAUACGCCGCCGCAUGCCUCCACGACACGAUUUUCCCGUCUUUAUGAAGCAGCUCGCGGAGGAGAUCAAGCAGAUGCAGAAGCAGCAAGCACAGGAGGAGCGUGAAGCUAAAGAUUUCUUCGUCCAGCGCUGGCGCCAUUCCAUGCAGUACAGCUUGAGAGAGAGAUGUAAGUGGCUCCGCAAGAGCAAGCAGUGCCGUCCCUACGUGCUUCAUGGGGACUUGCAGCUUGACAAAGACCAAGACAUCCUCGAAGCCAUCUACGAGCACUGGCAGGCCAUGUGGCGAGCCUGCAAGCAAGCUCCGGUGCAGCCUAAGAUUCAGGUCGUGCUCAACAAUCUUCUUGAGCAUGAGCUCCUGACUGGGCGUCCUGAUCUUGAGGAUUUUGGCACCGCUUUGAAGGAGCUCGGCGGCUCUAGUGGCCCGGACGACUGGCAGCUUGAGGAGUUGCGUUGCCUCCCUCAAGGCGCCAUUGCUCUUUUGAGUCGCUUGACUUGCAGCUGGGAGGCUUCGGGUUGCACUCCUGCGGCCUUGAAGUACAGCCGCCAAGUUAACUUGGCUAAGCAGCACAAAAUCUUCAAUGGAUGCACCAAGAGCUCAGACCUUCGUCCCAUCAACGUGUACUCGCUCUGGUAUCGUUGGUGGAGUGGCUCGUGGGCCAAAAGCAAGCUUCUUCGUGGAUGGAGGCAGAUGGUCUUUCCUGCUGAAAUCACAGGUGGCUUGACCAGCCCGGGCACAGAGCGGCUUGCCGCGAAACUCCAAGAUGCCUUGGUUCAGCAUGGUUUCUUGGCCACCCUGGACUACUCGCUGGCUUUCGAUCACGUCGUUCCUGCCGCGAUUUUUCUGGGCAUGGAGCGCCUAUGCCUUCCGAAGGCCUUGUCCUCUGUUCUGCUUGAUCAGUGGACACACCAGAAGCGCAUCCUUCAGUGGAACUGCAGCACUCUUCCCAGGGGGGACGCUCUGUCACCCUUCGCUCUUAACAUUUUGAUGUUUGCUGGCUUCAACUAUGUUAAGACCCACUGCGCGGCUUCACCCACGAGGAGGCUCCACGAGAAUGAGCGCAAAACGCAGAUCACUUAUGCCAACGAUGACAGAAAGCAGGACUUGCUGACCGAGAUCGGCGAGGAUGCGGUGCUGCUCAAGGCCCUGACCCCCUCGGCGGUCGUCUUGGGUUGCUGCACUACCAGCGAGGAGCAGCGCCAGCCCAACGACAAGGAGCUUCAGCGCAGUCAAGAUGCUCAGCACAUUUGCAAGCGGAUCCGUCUCCUUCCUUUGGGGCACACGGAGAAGCUGGACACGGCUCGGAUUGCUGCUGUAAGCAAGGCUUCUUUUGGCUGGGUUGCAGCGGCGCCCUCUGAAGCUCUGACGAAGGCUCUUGACACCGCGGUGCGUGCGACAAGUGAUGCUUUUCGUGAGGGCUCAAAGCUUUUGCAUAAUGUGCUUCUGGGGGCCACCAGGUGCCUUGGGCCCGUGGUGGGCGUGAGACAAGUGUUUCUUUGGUGCAAGAGCAUGGCACAAGAGCAAUGGGACGAUGCUCGUCGUCGCAGCAGCAUUUUGCAACGUCCCAGCGCAUGUCGCUCGCUGCCCGAUGUGCAAUCAUGA
Messenger RNA from Symbiodinium sp. CCMP2592, 1659 nucleotides. Lineage: Eukaryota; Dinophyceae; Suessiales; Symbiodiniaceae. The record is from the annotation of a GenBank genome assembly.